AUGGCAGUCCUGGCCAAGUCGAAUGCCACAGUGGCUGGGCUGGUGGAUGCCAUGAUGGCGCUGCGGGGAAUGCCGGAGGAAGUGGCUGCUCUGAUCGUGGUAGGCCUCCCUCGCGAGGCCACGAUCGACCUCUACGGCUGGCUCAUCGCUGCCGCUGCGCUCGUCUUGGACUCGCAUCCGGAGACCGGCGCCAGCUUUGCGCUGCCGAGCCCGGUGCCUGCCGCGGUGGUGGUUGCGCUGGCGCGGCUGGAUGAAGUGGCUGCAACCAGCGACGACGACGCGGCGGCAGCGGCGGAAAUGGCGGCGGGAUCGGGCUCGAUCCGACGCGACGCCGUCGUGGCCCAGCUUGGGGCGUGGCUCCUCGAUGAGGAGUGGUACAAGGUGCCUAGCGGGGUGGUGGAUGGGGUGGAAGGCAUCGGGCGUGACGUUCUCGGCGCGCGGGUCUCGGCGCUUCUGGUAUGGAUGCUGACGGGCCAUCUCCCGGCCGCGCAGUGCCGCGAGUGGAUUCCGCGGUACUCGAGCGCGCGUGACGGACGCUCGUGCUUCCACGUGGCGCGGACGAUUGUGGCGGCCGGGCCAACGCUUGUCUUUGUCUGCACCCGGACUGGUGUGGUGAUUGGCGGCUACGCGCCAAGCUCAUGGCGUGCGCCGGGACCGUCAUUCUAUGGUACUGGCAACGCGUUUGUGUUUGCCUGCUCGCCUGCGGCGACGCAGCUCGAGGUGUGGCACGCCACCGGGCGCAACGACCACUAUCAGUACUUUAACCACGGGACGCAGACGCUGCCCAACGGGCUGGGGAUGGGUGGGCAGCUCAAGUUCUUUGGCCUCUUUGUGGACGCCUCGUUUGAGACCGGCGAGUCGCGGACGUGUUCGACGUUUGGCUCGCCACAGCUGCACGGGGCCGACGCCGCGAGCGCGACGUUCGAGCUCGUCUCGCUCGACGUCUACGCUGUUGACCGCAGCGCCAUGGUAGCGGCGGCUGAGGCUGCGGCCGAAGCCGCGGCGGCUGGCGAUGGCUCGGUGCUGGCUGGCAACAAGGAUGUGCGGGCGCUGCUGGAAAUGGCUGGCGUCCGAAUGCACUCGGACGGCAUACGCGAGCUAGACGAGGACGCCGAUGCGGCGCGGGCGUCGGGGUGAGCCGCAGAGUUUCACUUGCUCACCACAUGAGCGAGACCUUGGUCGGUGAGACAAUCGAGUUUGAGAGCGUGUCGUCAGGCGAGUGGACAGGGGUAGGAAAGGCGGUGGCGUCGUGGUGUGCAGGCGGAGCGACGGCGGCGGCAACGGCGGACGGCGGACGGAGCCAAAGGCGGACCGUGCCCGAGUCGUCGGCGGUGACGACGUGAUGGCUGGUGAGGGCGAGGCCAGUGAGCGGGGCGGCGGCGACGUCGUGAGAGAGCGUCGGCUCCAGGACAAGGAGGUCGUCCAUGGGUGCGGCGGGCGUGAGCCAGUCCUGGGCAAACGGGCGGUUUCGGAGGCUGCCUGCGGCGUUCUCGACCACGGCGUCCAUGUCUGCGGCCGGCAGGUCCCACAUCAUAAGCAAAGUAUCUUGGCCGAUGGAGAGGAGGCGGUAGGCGCCAUCGAGCGGGGCCGAGUCAAAGGCGAGCGCCGACGGCCACGACUGGUGCCCCAUGCAGCGGAGGACGGGAAGCCCUCCGCCGGCAUGCGGCAUGUAAAGAGUGAUCAUGUCGUCCUGCCCACCGGCGGCGAGAAGGACCGAGUCCGGUGACCAGGCGAGGCACUCGACCGAGCCAAAGUACGAAGCCCAGCCCGCGAGGCGCUUGCG
Messenger RNA from Thecamonas trahens ATCC 50062, 1783 nucleotides. RefSeq lists its product as uncharacterized. NCBI's taxonomy places the organism in Eukaryota, Apusomonadida, Apusomonadidae. The transcript has a single exon. The record is from RefSeq and is a predicted model, not a curated record. Bases 1 to 1137 code for a protein of 378 amino acids.